Grammomys surdaster is the source of this 1884-nucleotide messenger RNA. It is a transcript of the gene Cops7a, whose product is annotated as COP9 signalosome subunit 7A. Gene Ontology annotation, biological process: COP9 signalosome assembly. The transcript has 8 exons. The record is from RefSeq and is a predicted model, not a curated record. The coding region runs from base 295 to 1122 and encodes 275 amino acids. NCBI's taxonomy places the organism in Eukaryota, Metazoa, Chordata, Mammalia, Rodentia, Muridae. Gene Ontology annotation, cellular component: COP9 signalosome.
AGUACGACCGGAAGCUAGCCAUAGAAGCGAGUGGCUAGAGCGGCCCUGCGGGGAGGUGGCAGGAAAGGCUGGGAGCCGCUGCCGGAGGUGACGGAGCGACCGCCCCGCCCCGUGCGCUGGAAGACCGAGGCUUCCAGGUAGCUGUCGGUCGCAGUCUGUCCAGGGGUACGACCUGGCCUUGGGCGCAGCCCCGCGGAUCCGGGGCUGCCUCUUUAAGGGAGGGGGUGGAGCCACGAGUGAGGAGCGAGAAGCUCCAGAAAACUUGAGGCCAGAGCCCCGCACCUCGGUGCAGCCAUGAGUGCGGAGGUGAAGGUGACAGGGCAGAACCAGGAGCAGUUUCUGCUCCUUGCCAAGUCGGCUAAGGGGGCAGCACUGGCCACACUCAUCCACCAGGUGCUGGAGGCCCCUGGCGUCUACGUGUUUGGGGAACUGCUGGAUAUGCCUAACGUUAGAGAGCUGGCAGAAAGCGACUUCGCCUCGACGUUCCGGCUGCUCACAGUGUUCGCCUAUGGGACCUAUGCUGACUACUUAGCUGAAGCCAGGAAUCUUCCCCCUCUUACUGAGGCUCAGAAGAAUAAGCUUCGACAUCUGUCAGUUGUCACUCUGGCUGCCAAAGUCAAGUGUAUCCCAUAUGCAGUGCUGCUGGAGGCCCUUGCCCUUCGGAACGUGCGCCAGCUGGAGGACCUCGUGAUCGAGGCUGUGUACGCCGACGUCCUGCGUGGCUCUCUGGACCAGCGCAAUCAGCGGCUAGAGGUGGACUACAGCAUCGGACGGGACAUCCAGCGCCAGGACCUCAGUGCCAUCGCCCAAACCCUGCAGGAGUGGUGCGUAGGCUGUGAGGUUGUGCUGUCAGGCAUUGAAGAGCAAGUCAGUCGUGCCAACCAGCACAAGGAGCAGCAGCUGGGCUUGAAGCAGCAGAUCGAGAGUGAGGUUGCCAACCUUAAGAAAACCAUUAAAGUUACCACAGCAGCCGCUGCUGCGGCUACUUCACAGGAUCCUGAGCAACACCUGACAGAGCUGAGGGAACCGGCUCCUGGCACCAACCAGCGCCAGCCCAGCAAGAAAGCCUCAAAGGGCAAGGGACUCCGAGGGAGCGCCAAGAUUUGGUCCAAGUCGAACUGAAAGGACUUGUUUCUUCCCUGGGAGUGUGGGGUCCCAGCUGCCUACCUGCCUACCCCUUAGGAGUCCUCAGAGCCUUCCUGUGCCCCUGGCCAGCUGAUAAUGCUAGCUCAUGACUUUUCAUCUCCUCACCCCCAAGCAUAAGCCACACCCUCUGUGGGAGGAGGCCCAUCGGGGUCAUGUUAUGUUAGUACUUCUUCCCCACCACGCUUGCCCUCACUGUCUUCAGCACCAUGUUUGCCCAUUACCCUGUCAUUGAGCAGGUCGGCAGUCCUACGGAGGGUGCUGGCUCUUCACUACAUACCUGCCCCUGCAUGCCUGAUCCGCAGUCCCUCCUCCCCUUGCCUAGUGGGCUGCGGCUGGAAAGCCAUGGGGAAGGGGGUCUCCACCUUCAUCCCAGCCUUAGAGUUCUGGAGCCAGUCUGCUGCCCUGGGAGUUGCUGGACAUUUUCCUCCCAGAACCCCAUCACACUACAGUUGUUUCUUGUCCUCUCUCAUCUCCUUGGGCCUGGGGAUACUGCUGCUUCAGUGACCCCAGAGCCUGAGAACAGCUAUUUUUGAGAUGUUAAGAAAUGGUUCUUUGUUAGCUAAUCAUUUUAGGAAGCCCGAUGGAAAUCCUGGAAGGAUUGAUAUUUCCUCCUGUGGUUUUGGUGGGGAAGGAAAUAUAGAUUGUAUAUUAAAAAUAAAAAGUAUAUAUGCAUAGGUCUAUAUAUAACAUGACACAGAAAUAAAUCUAUGAGAAAUCUAUGUACAAAAAUGCCAGGAA